AUGGCUAUGAAGCUUCUUCUUGUUUUGUUUCUGAGUGCCCUAGUUUUCUGCGCCACCAAUACGCGCAUGCUUGCCGAUGAAUCCGAGGCUUCUUACAAUGAUGAGAAGUUCCUCGGUGGCUAUGGAGGUGGUGGAGACUCGGGUGGAGGUUCGGGAGGAGGAGGCGGUCUUGGCGGAGGUGGAGGCUCAGGUGGUGGGUUUGGCGGAGGUUCGGGUGGAGGAGGAGGCUUGGGUGGCGGGCUUGGUGGAGGAGGAGGCUCGGGUAGUGGGUUUGGUGGAAGUUUGGGUGGAGGAGUCGGCCUUGGCGGCGGUUUUGGUGGAGGUUCAGGCGGCGGUUUUGGUGGAGGUUCAGGCGGAGGAGGUGGAUUUCCAUGA
Salvia splendens (bonfire salvia) is the source of this 375-nucleotide messenger RNA. Its product is annotated as glycine-rich protein 23-like. The transcript has a single exon. The record is from RefSeq and is a predicted model, not a curated record. NCBI's taxonomy places the organism in Eukaryota, Viridiplantae, Streptophyta, Magnoliopsida, Lamiales, Lamiaceae. Bases 1 to 375 code for a protein of 124 amino acids.